GGGUCCCUGGGCCUGUCUGGGCUACUGGACCUAAGUGGACCACCAGAGCAUGAUGGACCAGAGGGAUAGAGGCGGGAGCUCACGCUUGGUUUACACCCAAUCACGUUAAAGCUGAGCAUGCAGCCAAUGCGGAUUGGCCUGUGCGGCCUGUCGUUCAGCUGAGGGGAAGCAGUGGCACAGCCAACAGCACUGCAGGCUGGUGUGACUAGGCUCAGAUAUGAACUCCUUGGAACAGGCCGAAGACCUGAAGGCCUUUGAGAGAAGAUUGACAGAGUAUGUCUCCUGUUUGCAACCUGCAACAGGCAGGUGGAGAAUGAUUCUGAUAGUUGUGUCUGUCUGUACGGCUACUGGAGCUUGGAACUGGUUAAUAGACCCGGACACACAGAAGGUCUCUUUCUUUUCAUCACUGUGGAAUCAUCCCUUCUUCACCAUCAGCUGCAUCACUCUUAUAGCUCUCUUCUUUGCUGGGAUACACAAACGAGUUGUGGCACCAUCAAUUAUCGCUGCCCGCUGUCGGACCGUUUUAGCAGAAUACAACAUGUCCUGUGACGACACGGGGAAACUUAUUCUCAAGCCACGACCGAACAUCCAGUAACCGCAAGCUUGAGUGGGGGCCGUCAGCUGUACCUGGUCUUUGUUUAUAUAGCCACCGAUCACUCAGUGUCUUGAGUCCUUUGGGUGGUCUGAACAGCACCAAGGGGAACAGCACUGAGACAGACAUUGUCGUCAUGAUGGAAAUGCAUUUGGAAGAAAGAAGAAAUGACCUGAUAGGGCCUUUUUAACAGUGUCACUGUUCUGAUGUAAGGAUUGAAGACAAGAGUUCAGUUGUGUUUAUUUCUAAUGUUGAGCAUGUAUUUUAACUAAAUGUUUCUAUUUUUAAAAUUAUUUACCUAAUAAAUACUUCAGAUGUGAAACCGUC
Messenger RNA from Sander lucioperca (pikeperch), 919 nucleotides. RefSeq names its product CTD nuclear envelope phosphatase 1 regulatory subunit 1 (gene cnep1r1). Gene Ontology annotation, cellular component: cytoplasm; Nem1-Spo7 phosphatase complex. The coding region runs from base 218 to 595 and encodes 125 amino acids. The transcript has 6 exons. NCBI's taxonomy places the organism in Eukaryota, Metazoa, Chordata, Actinopteri, Perciformes, Percidae. The record is from RefSeq and is a predicted model, not a curated record.